Molecule: messenger RNA, 1497 nt
Organism: Glarea lozoyensis ATCC 20868
Lineage: Eukaryota; Fungi; Ascomycota; Leotiomycetes; Helotiales; Helotiaceae
Product: PYP-like sensor (PAS)
Exons: 3
Coding region: 1-1497 (498 amino acids)
Biological process (GO): regulation of DNA-templated transcription
Molecular function (GO): zinc ion binding; protein binding; sequence-specific DNA binding
Source: RefSeq, a predicted model, not a curated record
AUGUCGGGUCGAUCACCCAUCGACAUGAACAAUAUAACCAUGGACCACCCCAUGUUUUACUCAAUGGAUGAGCUUCCCGGGAGCAUGUCUUCGCAGACUGUCAAUGGAAACGAUACGUCUAUGAGCGGAAUGCUCGAAGAUGGAUUACUGGACUAUCACAAUGGUCUACCUCUGACGAUGGGCGUGAACGACCUCGAUAACGGCGCGGAAAAUAGAAAUUAUUCCCCCCUCGACCCGUCGACGUCGCGCAGCGAGCUGGAUCAGCAAGACGGUAACAAGCAGCCACAGAGUCCUACCGAUGAGGCGGCGAUCAAUACUGUGGGAGGAGGACCGUUACCAACCGGAUGGGGUGCCCCAGGUAUAACGCCGAACAAUGGUAGUACCCUCACCGAGUUCACGAAGAGACGGAAUUGGUCACAGAAAGUAGUGGAGGAGCUCAAGGAUUUCCUUCAUAUCCUCACUCCGGACGGCCGGAUUCUCUAUCUGUCCCCGAGCGUGAAAGCGCUUACGGGAUACGACCCGGAUGAUCUUGUAGGGAAAUUUAUUGUCGACUUUAUUCAUCAAGAUGACAGUGGUAUAUUCGUCCGAGAGUUUAACGAAUCCAUCGCGAGUGGAAAUCCGCUUCGUUUCUUCUAUCGGUUUAGGAAGAAAGAUGGGGCUUAUACCAUUUUUGAAUCUCACGGGCAUCCUCAUUUAACAUCUGAAGCUGCUGCCUUUAAUGCCGGUCCUACUAAUGCCGCGGGUUUCUGUAGAGGCUUCUUUAUGAUGGCUCGACCAUAUCCUACAAAGAACGCAGCUCUUCUUGAUUCUUUUCUGGAGCACAAGAUUGAAAACGCUCGUCUGAUGAGGCGAAUCGAAGACUUGAAACGAGAAGAGGCUGAAGAUGAGAGUCAACAACAGGCUUGGUCCAAGAAGGAUAGCAUAUCGGAAAAUCCAUCAGAAGCUGCCGAAACCAUAACGGGAAGUUCGGUCACUGUCUCGAUCCCUCAAAACGUAACACACGAUGCCCUUGCAAUGCCUCCACCGGCAAAGCCGAACCCGGGUCUUAACAUCGCUCUCACUCGCCAAAAUCUCGAAGAUGCGAAUCUUAGUACCAGACCAGAUUCUAUUGGCGACAAGAUGGCUCGAUAUGAGGCUAAUUCUCAUCGUGAAGCUGUUGAAAUGCUUACGGGAUUACGGUAUCAAGAAGGAGAGCGAAGCCAAGGCAUCAGUACCGGUGAUCAGAGUCCGGCAUUGAUCAGAGGUGAUGCUGGAAUUGCAAUAGCUGUUGACAAAGACUCGAGGGCGAAUGACAAGAGGAAGAAAAUUAAAUUGCCUGAUGAAUACGUGUGCACUGAUUGUGGUACACUGGAUUCGCCUGAAUGGAGAAAAGGUCCAAGUGGACCGAAAACGCUAUGCAAUGCAUGUGGCCUGCGGUGGGCAAAAAAGGAAAAGAAGAAGCCAGGUACCUCGAGUACGCCCGGUGCACUAGUUCAAGGUGCGAGCACAGGAAGUUGA